AUGCGUCUGCUCUACUUCCUUCUGUCCACUGCGAUGUGCAACCCUCUCUUUAGGAGAGAAGCACUUGAUAUCCCAGAGAUCUUAGAGGUUCUCGAUUCAUCUCUGUACACGAAUAAAGACACAGCCCAGCAAGUAUUCCAGCUCUCCAGCCUCAUAUCAGACAUAACCAGCGGCAAGAUCAACCCCGUACAGAGCAUCAAUGAAGGUCUUACACUUCUGGCCAAUAUUCCUAACACCACCUCCCUCGAACGAGCAAUCGCCAUAGUAUCAGCAGGACUAGUUCCCUCGAACAUCACCACAAUCUUCAACCCCAACCCCAUCAAUUCCUACAACAACACCAACCCACCCCCAAAGACCCCCAUCUACCCCAAAUCCACCACCGACGCACCCUACGAUAUUCCAGAGCCCAACCUCCGCAGCGCCAUCUACAUCCCACCAACCUUCACCUGCACCAAGAUCCCUAUCCUCCUCGUCCCCGGCACCGCCGACCCAGCCGGCUUAACCUUCUCAUUCAGCUACAGCCGACUCCUCGAGACCAACACCACCAAUCCGGUCUGGGUCAACAUCCCCGACAACUCCCUAUCCGACAUCCAAGACAACGCCCAGUACAUAGCCUACGCGAUCAACUACCUCAGCACGCAAUGCGGGCGCUCGAUCGGCGUGCUGGGCUGGUCCCAGGGCGCCCUGGACAUCCAAUGGGUAUUGAAAUACUGGCCCUCGACGCGAAGUGUCGUAUCCGACUUUCUAGCCGUGAGUGCCGAUUUCCACGGCACAAGAGUCCAGUCCCUGUGCGUGCUUGAUGAGGCGUUGUGCACGCCUGCGAUCCGGCAGCAGGGGUAUGAAAGUGGGUUUGUGCGGGCGUUGCGGGAUGGUGGGGAUUCGGCUUUCGUGCCGACGACGAGCGUCUACAGUGAUGUUGAUUUUGUGGUGCAGCCGCAGAGUGGGGAGGGGGCAUCGGGGCUGCUGGGGGAUGCGAGGGGGGUGGGGGUUUCCAACACGCAGGUUCAGGUUGUUUGUGCUGGUGAGGCUGGGGGUGGGUUUUAUUCGCAUAGUGGGAUGUUGGUGCAUCCGUUGGCGUAUGCGUUGUUCCUGGAUGCGUUGGGACAUGAAGGGCCGGGGAGGGUGGAGAGGAUUGAUCUCGGGGUGUGUCGGGACUCGUUGGCGCCGGGGCUCGGGCUUGGGGACUUUUUGGGGAUGGAGGCUGUGUCGGAUGUGUUAGGGCCUAUUGAGGUGUUGCUGUAUGGGGAGAGUUCGGGGAGGGAACCAGUGCUCAAGGACUACGUGCACGAAGGGCUGGAGAUUGAGAUUCAGGGAGAGAAAGUCCUAUGA
Messenger RNA from Penicillium olsonii, 1329 nucleotides. The record is from the annotation of a GenBank genome assembly. NCBI's taxonomy places the organism in Eukaryota, Fungi, Ascomycota, Eurotiomycetes, Eurotiales, Aspergillaceae.